GGGGAAGUAUGGCCAAAGAAUACCGGGCAGGAGAUAAGCUUAUCAAAGCUUUAUCGGAAGAGGUGACCGGCUUUAAAACAGGCUCCAGAAUGGCGGUAGAAGAAGCUCUGAAGCAAGGCCCUGGGGCCGUGGUACCAUUUGCAGUUCUGCGAGAGCUGCAUGGAAUAUUGCGCCAGAAAGGGUCUCCUGUUUACCUGCAUGAGUUGUUAGAAGGGAGUGAAAUCCAUCUGCCUGCAGUGGAAAUACCAGAACGGAACCCAGAGCUUGUGGCUCGGCUUGAGAAGAUCAAGGCAAAGCUAGCAAAUGAGGAAUACAAGAAAAUGACACAGAACAUCACUGGACAGGCGAAUCGCCAUGGAACUCUGUCUGAAUUAAGCCGCUCAGUCCAACCCGUAAAGAAAAUGGUCAUUACAGUCUUCAACUUCUUUGUCACGGUUGCAGCUGCAUUUGCCUGUACCUACAUUGGGACCCAGUACAUUUUUACAGAGUCCACAUCGCGGGUGCUGUCUUCUGUCAUUGUGGCAUCCUUAGUGGGUUUGGCAGAGUUGUAUGUUCUGGUUCGGACAAUGGAAGGAGAACUUGGAGAGUUGUAGUUCUUCUGUAAAAAAGAGAAACUGUUCUGUUUAUUUAUGGGUUAUUGAUUGCUAUACCAUGAAUGUGGGCUUGUGAAAGGCAAAAUAUUUGUUACUCAAGUAUGUUUUUGACCUGAAAUAAUCCUAGCUAUCUUCUGUACAUUUUGCACUGAUAAUUGUAAAAUUUUCUAAAUAAAAAUAAAAGAAAAUGC
Xenopus tropicalis (tropical clawed frog) is the source of this 784-nucleotide messenger RNA. It is a transcript of the gene vma12, whose product is annotated as vacuolar ATPase assembly factor VMA12. Gene Ontology annotation, biological process: vacuolar proton-transporting V-type ATPase complex assembly. Gene Ontology annotation, cellular component: endoplasmic reticulum membrane. NCBI's taxonomy places the organism in Eukaryota, Metazoa, Chordata, Amphibia, Anura, Pipidae. The record is from RefSeq and is marked provisional. The transcript is spliced from 6 exons. Bases 9 to 593 code for a protein of 194 amino acids.